Molecule: messenger RNA, 1357 nt
Organism: Daldinia decipiens
Lineage: Eukaryota; Fungi; Ascomycota; Sordariomycetes; Xylariales; Hypoxylaceae
Exons: 1
Coding region: 234-1133 (299 amino acids)
Source: RefSeq, a predicted model, not a curated record
CAAGAUGUGCCUUUCUAAUAGUUAGGUAACAUGUUUUUAAUAGUAACUGCCUAACCUAGGUACCUAACUAACAUGAUUAUUAAAAACAUGUUACCGUCUUUGUUACCUAUCGCAUGAUCUCUAACCUUAGGUACCUAGGUUAGACAAAUACUCCACUCUAAUCUAGAAUUCUUUGACGACGACAUCUUCGUCUUCCCAACCUUCGCUACACACACCGCAAUUAUACUCUCACGAUGACUUCACUCAAUACAUUCGAAUGUUUCAAUGCCCUCCCAAAAGAACUCCGUAUUUUAAUCUGGGAGUACCACUUUGAAAGUGCUCGUAUUCACGUGAUCCAUCCCUCUCCUGAGAGUCAAAUGCGAAAUCCAAAGAAGGAGGUUCUUCUAUUCUGCUGCACCGUUCUAGACUCGGCUACCAAUCUCGUCAUUCUCGAUGAGCGACCUCCGUCUCCCUUGAUCAACCAUGAGGCUUAUGAUAUAGCCCUCUCGUGCAAGCGUAUCUGGACACCCGUUAUUUUCGGCAAGGAUCUUGCAGAUUCCGUUACCUCAGGCCGAGCUCGCGUGCCCCUCCAAUUCGCUCUAACACUUGCUUCUAAUGUACCUGACGAGUGCAACGACACGCGGCCGCAAGCGCGCCCCGUCUAUGUUGACUGGGACCGCGAUAUGCUCUACCUCUGUGUCUCGAAUGCUGAGCAAGCGUUCUGGUCGAUGCGCUCCGUUCCCUGGCGAGACAGUGUGAGGAAGUUGGCCGUGCUCGUGCCACAGAGCGAAUUUGAUAGGGCCAUCCCGUUUGGUCCGACGGAUCCUAUACGCGAAGUACUUGAAUCUAUGACGGAGCUUGAAGAAUUAUUCAUCGUGCUAGUUCCUCAGGCUGACGUUCUUGUCCCUAUUACUCCUACUUCCAAAGCACUAACUGGCCUUUCAAGAGAUGAGUUCGGCUUCGUUCCAUACGUUGAGUAUCUCAAGAAGGCUGGUCUCGCGAACAAUCAUAUUCUUUAUGCUCGCACGGCCAUGUCGUUUCGUGAGGCCUUGGUAGACUUGCCCAGGAAAAUUAAGCUUAAGAGGGUUGUCGACGUGGAUUGCCUUACUUGUUCUUUCGGCUACUAUCGACGCAGUCUCAGCCCGUAUCUUUAAACUGCAAUUAUUUGGAUAUACUUUUCAAUAUAGCAUUGUUCAGUAGCGAUAUCUGCCUUUAUCUCUAUAAUUGGUCUCGUCUUACUCCGCCCAGCAUUUCCAAUGGCAUGGCACGUUGAGCACCUUCGGGCCUUGAUUUCAGGGGAAUAUAUCGACAGCCCCGACACAAGAAUAUACCUCAGAAUGUAUUGAAGCAUGGGUCCCCUACAUCUUAGGUGCGUCUU